AUGAUUCUCGGCGCCUGGAUGCAAGCUAUGAACCAGGUGAGUGGAAUUAACGUUACGUCGUAUUACAUGACGUACGUCUUCAUUCAUGCUAUCGGGUUGAGUGAAUUUUUGGCUCGCAUCCUGGCCGCCGCCGGCUCCAUGGACUACCUCCUUUUUUCAUUCUUGGCAUAUUUCGUCGUUGAACGCUACGGAAGACGUAAAGUUAUGAUGACAUCUGCGACUGCUUGCUCGAUUUGCUGGACGAUCAUUGCAAUCUCGCUAGGACUCUCCGAGACAGGUCGCGGAGACAGCUAUAAGCUCGGAAUCGUCGCGGUGUCUUUCUUCUUCGUGUUCUUUGCCUCUUUCGCAAUGGGUGUCCUCGGAGUUCCAUGGCUAUACCCAACCGAGGUAAAUGCUCUAGCAUUCCGAGCCAAAGGUGCGAGUUUGGCUAUGGCAUCGAACUGGAUUAUGAAUUAUAUGGUGGCUCAGAUCACGCCGCCCGGCAUUCAGAAUUUAGGCUACAAAUUCUGGAUCAUCUGGGCCGUCAUUUGUGCAGCCUUCGUUCCGAUCACAUACCUGUUCUAUCCAGAAACUGCAAAUCGAUCUCUCGAGGACAUCGAUCGCUUCUUCUACGAUAACCACAAUAUCUUCGUGUUCAACAAUAAGAUCGCUACACAAUUACAUAGACCGGAUAUCUACGAAGAGGCAGAUAGACAGGUUGAUGCCGCCAAUGAAAAGAGGACCGGCGACAUGGAACACAAUGGCGCACGUGGAUACUCGGAAGAUAAGAGAGAAAACCCUAGCGUUGGACAAAUCGAAGGCAGAUAA
Messenger RNA from Phaeoacremonium minimum UCRPA7, 807 nucleotides. Its product is annotated as putative sugar transporter stl1 protein. NCBI's taxonomy places the organism in Eukaryota, Fungi, Ascomycota, Sordariomycetes, Togniniales, Togniniaceae. Gene Ontology annotation, molecular function: carbohydrate:proton symporter activity. Gene Ontology annotation, cellular component: membrane. The coding region runs from base 1 to 807 and encodes 268 amino acids. Gene Ontology annotation, biological process: transmembrane transport; carbohydrate transport. The transcript has 2 exons. The record is from RefSeq and is a predicted model, not a curated record.